CUACUGAAAAUUUUUUCCCUGUCGCUGCCACACGAAAAGAAAUAAAAAAGUGCAAAAAUAGUCAAAUUUAAUGCAUUAAAAGAGAUUUAAAGUGAAUAAUUUCACCAUCUUAGUGAUCUUUCCGCCAUCAAUGAAUGAUGUGAACGCAUCGUGUGCGUAUGCGAGUAGUUUGUAAGCCGGAAAAAGGUCACAUAAUAAUAACACACAUACAAAAUAUAUAUAUAUCUAUAUAUCUACAUCUAGUUCCCCUUGCUUAUAUUAUUCACAAUUAUAGAUAUCAAAUUUCUUUUAACUUUUGUGGAAUUUGACAAAUUUUAACAUUUUUUUGCUGUGUAAAGUGAAAAAAAAAAUUUUUGUUUUUUUUUCUUAUAAAAUUGCAAAAAAAUCGGAAAGAAAAAAAUUUUCUAUGUGGAUGGAAAAAAGUGCGAUCGAUAGUGAAGUUCAUUUGAGGAUUUUUUUGUGUGUGGACAGACCUUUGUGAAACAGGCUGAGAGGUUACUGCACCCUAGUGGGCUGAACAAAAUUGAGACCUCGUAAAAGUUGACAGGUUCUUUCACCCAAUCGGGCUGACAAUUUUUUAAAUAUCGAAUUUAUUUUUACAUAUUUAACUGUGCAACUCUGUUAUUUUGUUGAUAAAAGUGGCAAGACAGUGGAUUUUAAUCGUCUGAAAGAAUAAAAAAAAAACUUAAAGUGAAUUUUUUGUGUGCAAAUUUCAUUCAAAAUCAGCAACAACAGCUCUCCUGCCCCACCGACUCAUCUUGUUGGAUUAUCAAUCUACACCAAUCGAAUAAAAUUCAUCCAGAAUAUGAUUUUUAAUGAAGUUAAACAUUAAAUCGAGUCAUUCUAGAGCAAAUACUAGUAAAGAAAUAUCGAGGUUGAUUAUCAAAUAAGUCAAUAAAAAUAAUAUUAUCAAAUUUUUCAUCAAACAAAUUCAAAUCGAGUGUCACAAUAUUCAGUCAACAUUAAAGCGGCAUCGAGACUAAGCGAGAAGCUUCAAAAAAUUCUUCAAAAACGGAUAAGAAAGCAAAACGAGCAAAAAGGGAGGAGAUAAAGUUUAGAAGGCAGAGAAAGAAAUCAUGGAACUGCUAAAAGAAACUUGAUGUUUAUAGGAAUCUAUUUAAAAAAAUAAUAAUAAUAAUUAUUUAAUAUAUAGUAAAUAAUAACAAUAAUAAUUCAUCAUCAACAUCAAUAAAUUUUGUCAUCAAAAGGACAUCAGAAAAGUCGACGGAACCAGGAAGAAGUUCGUCGAUUUUUUCUAAUCAAGUUUUUAUUGAAGUGAAAGUGAAGUUUAAAAAAAAGCACCCAAAACCCUUAAAAAAAUAAAUAAAAGUGAAAAGCAAUAAAAGAACAAAAACAGUAGUCAGACCUUAAAACUGCAAGAAAAACAAAGUUUUAUAGUUUGUAAAUUUUUGAUAAGAAACAAAAAGUUAAAAAAUAUAUAAAAACACUGAAUGAAAGUUUUUAUUUUGUGAAGAAAAAAAUAAAUAAUUUUUUUAAAGGUCGUUAAACGGUUGUUCCUCCCGAACCCAACAGUUUUUAAUAAAUCCAAGUGGAAUUUUUCUACAACAAAUCUGUUAAAAAAUUGAAAUUUUUACACAAAUCCCACCAGAAGCACUUCAAAUCAGGUCAUCAAAAAAGACUCCAAGCAAAAAAUUGUCAAAUUUAAUUUUUGAUUAAAGUAACCUCAAAUUUUUUUCUGUCAACAAAACGUGAGAAAUUUUGUGAAAAAUUAAUUAAAUUGAAGAUUGGAGCAUCAAUUUUGAAGAUUCGAGCCUGGAUUUGUGGACAUAGAGUCAAGAAUCAUCAAAAUUUGAAGAUUUAAACCUCAAAAAGGAUCAAAUUGCUGAGGAAUUUAGGUAAACAAAUUGUGGAAAGUAAAUAAAUACGCAAAAUCCAAUCAUAAAUUAACCAUAUUUAAGGAACAGAACAAAAAAUAGUUAAAAUUAUUCAAAUUAAUAAUCCGACUGGAAUUCAAACGUUUGAGGACAAUUGAGAUCGAAUAUUCCAAACGAGAAGUUGAAUCUUUCAAGUAACAUAACCUCAAAUUUCGGAUAUUCAAGCCUCAAAUAAAAUUGGAAAAUUUGCCGUUAUAUUCCAAAAACCAACCUCAAAGAAAAACAUUUCUACACACAAGCAAAAAGCCCAUUAAGGAGUGGAGGUAAAAAAGAGGAUAUAAAAUAAUAUUCAUAAAAUAAUAAUAAUAAUAAUAAUUAAAAUAUUUAUAAUAAUAAUAUAUUAUUCGGCGGGUGCUCUCGUGAAGUAAAUUAUACAUAAAAUUAUUUAAAACAAAAUUACAAUUCUAGUAAAAAAAAAAGUCUAAACGCGGCGCACAUUUAGUACAUUAACAAAAUUACAUAAAACAAAAUAUUCAUUUUCGUAACUAAGAAGGAAGAACAAAAAAUCAAGCAAAGAUGGCAACGAUAAAUGGAAGACCUACGCAAUAUCGUAUCACGCUUAAAGAGCUGCGUGAGUUGAUGGAAAAUCGAGGACGAGAAGGAAUACAGCGAGUAGCAGAUUAUGGCGGUACGGCGGGUAUUAUGGAAAGGCUGUAUACAUCUGAAGACAAGGGUCUUAGUGGUAAUAAACUGGAUAUUGAGCAUCGUCGGGAGACAUUUGGAUCGAAUGUAAUUCCACCAAAACCACCAAAGACAUUUUUGCAGCUUGUAUGUGAAGCCGUGCAAGAUAUUACGCUCAUCAUCCUUAUUGUUUCCGCAUUAAUUUCACUUGGCCUGUCAUUCUAUAAACCUGAAGAUGAGGACGAUGGUGAGGAAGUCCUCGUGGAAGAAGACGAGCAUCAUGGCUGGAUAGAAGGUUUUGCAAUUUUAGUAUCAGUUAUCGUUGUUGUUAUUGUUACAGCAUUUAAUGACUACUCAAAGGAGCGUCAGUUUCGUGGUCUGCAAUCGCGAAUUGAAGGUGAACAUAAAUUUGCCGUCAUUCGAAAUGGCGAUGCUAUGCAGAUCCUGGUUGGUGAUAUUGUUGUUGGUGAUAUUUGUCAAAUCAAAUACGGCGAUCUGCUACCUGCGGAUGGUAUUUUAAUUCAAAGCAAUGACUUGAAGGUUGACGAGUCGUCACUUACGGGCGAGUCAGAUCAUGUAAAGAAAGGAGAAAAUAGCGAUCCGAUGGUAUUGUCGGGUACACAUGUGAUGGAAGGCAGUGGCAAGAUGAUUGUCACAGCUGUCGGUGUCAAUUCACAAGCUGGUAUCAUCUUUACACUACUUGGUGCUGCCGUCGAUGAGCAAGAACAAGCGAUUAAGAAAAUGAAAAAGGAAGCUAAAAAGCAGAAGAAGAAAAAGAGUUUAACAGAUCCAGCAGCAGUAACAUCAAACAGCCACAUUAGUCACGAUGGCAAUGGAACUGAAGCCUUUCAAUAUACACCAAAACCAUCAGAACCACAGCCAGAGCGUGCAGGAACACCACCAAGAGAAGAAGGAGGAGGUGGAGGUGGUGGAGGUGGACAUAAAAAGGAAAAGAGUGUUUUGCAAGCAAAGCUCACAAAACUCGCCAUUCAAAUUGGAUAUGCUGGCUCCACAAUUGCUGUGUUAACGGUUGCUAUUUUAGUUAUACAGUUUUGCGUUAAAACAUUCGUCAUAGAAGGACAUUCAUGGAAGAGUACUUACUUCAAUGAUUUAGUCAAACAUUUUAUUAUUGGUGUCACUGUACUUGUUGUCGCAGUGCCCGAAGGCUUACCAUUAGCUGUUACACUUUCUCUCGCUUAUUCAGUAAAGAAAAUGAUGAAGGACAACAAUUUAGUGCGUCAUUUAGACGCAUGUGAAACAAUGGGUAACGCCACUGCCAUUUGUAGCGAUAAGACUGGUACAUUAACUACAAACCGCAUGACGGUCGUACAAUCAUAUAUCUGCGAGAAAUUGAUGAAGGUCACACCGAGAUUUUCUGACAUCCCAAGUGAGGUUGGAACGAAAAUUAUCGAAGGCAUUAGUAUCAAUUCGGCCUAUACGUCACAGUUACUGCCUGGCCACAAUCCUGGUGAUCUUGCAAAUCAAGUCGGUAAUAAGACAGAAUGCUCCCUUCUCGGAUUUGUUGAGGGACUCGGCAAGAGCUAUCAAAAGGUUCGCGAUGAAAUUCCGGAAAGAGCAUUCGUUCGUGUUUAUACAUUCAAUUCUGAUCGUAAAUCGAUGAGUACAGUUAUCAAUCUACCCGAUCGUGGAUAUCGGUUAUACACCAAGGGUGCAUCAGAAAUCAUCUUGAAAAAAUGCGCAUUCAUCUACGGCCACGAGGGUCGUCUAGAGAAAUUCACACGUGACAUGCAAGAACGCUUAUUGCACCAAGUAAUUGAGCCAAUGGCAUGCGAUGGUCUCCGUACCAUCUCCAUCGCUUAUCGUGAUUUUGUUCGCGGUAAAGCAAACAUAAAUGAGGUUCAUCUCGGUCCCAAUGACGAGCCAAAUUGGGAAGAUGAGGCCAAUACUGUUAAUAAUUUAACAUGUUUAUGUGUGGUAGGCAUUGAAGAUCCAGUACGACCUGAAGUGCCUGACGCUAUUCGCAAAUGUCAGAAAGCCGGUAUUACUGUUCGUAUGGUUACUGGUGAUAAUAUCAAUACAGCACGUUCAAUUGCAACAAAAUGUGGCAUUCUUAGGCCACAAGAUGACUUUUUAAUUCUUGAAGGAAAGGAAUUUAAUCGUAGAAUUCGCGAUAGCAAUGGAGAUAUCCAGCAACACUUAUUGGAUAAAGUUUGGCCUAAAUUGCGUGUGUUGGCUCGUUCAUCGCCAACCGAUAAAUAUAAUUUAGUCAAAGGUAUAAUUGACAGUAAAGUAAAUGAAAGUCGUGAGGUAGUGGCGGUAACCGGUGACGGUACAAAUGAUGGUCCAGCAUUGAAAAAAGCCGACGUUGGUUUUGCGAUGGGUAUAGCCGGUACAGAUGUUGCCAAAGAGGCCUCCGAUAUCAUUCUCACCGAUGAUAAUUUCUCAUCAAUUGUAAAAGCCGUUAUGUGGGGUCGUAACGUAUACGAUUCCAUAGCCAAGUUCUUACAGUUCCAAUUGACUGUUAAUGUUGUCGCUGUCAUUGUUGCAUUCAUCGGUGCAUGUGCCGUACAGGAUUCACCACUUAAAGCCGUACAAAUGUUAUGGGUGAAUCUUAUUAUGGAUACGCUUGCGUCAUUAGCCUUAGCCACGGAAAUGCCAACACCAGAUUUACUUUUACGCAAACCAUAUGGACGUACAAAGCCACUUAUAUCAAGAACGAUGAUGAAGAACAUUUUGGGACAAGCAGUGUAUCAGCUUACAAUUAUAUUUGGCUUGCUGUUUGUUGGUGAUAGAAUACUCGACAUUGAACCCGGUCGGGGUGCAAAACUUGGCGAUGGACCAUCGCAACAUUUUACCAUUAUAUUCAAUACAUUUGUGUUAAUGACGUUAUUUAAUGAACUCAAUGCACGAAAAAUUCAUGGACAGAGAAAUAUUUUCCAAGGAAUUUUCACAAAUCCAAUUUUCUAUUCCAUUUGGGUCAUUACGUGGGUGUCGCAGGUUGUCAUCAUUCAAUAUGGCAAGAUGGCAUUCUCAACAAAAGCUUUAACUUUCGAACAAUGGCUCUGGUGCUUAUUCUUCGGUUGUGGCACACUAGUUUGGGGCCAACUUGUUACAACAGUUCCAACAAGAAAAUUACCGAAAAUCUUAUCGUGGGGACGAGGUCACCCAGAGGAAUACACGGAGGCAAUCAACAUUGGUGGGGACGAUUCCCGCUAUGAUCCAUUGGAUGACAAGAAACCACGUGCCGGUCAAAUUCUUUGGAUUCGCGGACUUACACGGCUCCAAACUCAGGUGAUAGGCGGUGAAUUGCAAGAGCGCUUGAUUCCAGUUCCGUACAGCAAGAGUUCCACAGACCAGGCUAUUCGUGUGGUGAAUGCCUUCCGUCAAGGACUCGACUCACGCUACGGUGAGCAUAGUACGACAACAUUAGCUGAAGUAUUACGAAAGCAGACAUCACUUAGCAAGCGCCUAUCGCAGGCAUCAUCAAUUGAGUAUGCAGACAACAUACAAGAUGAGCUAACAAUACCUGAAGUCGAUAUCGAACGCUUAUCAUCGCAUAGUCACACAGAAACUGCUGUUUAAUAUUUAUUACCGAAUCAUUAUAAUAAGUGAUGGCAUGCUGCUAAUACUGCUGCUGCUGCUGACUAGCCGGAGUUACUAUUAAAAUUUAAUAAGAUGAUGACAUUAUAAAUAUUUAAUAUUGAAAAUAAUUAAAUAAUGAAUAAUAAAUUAGCUUCCAAAUUUGCGCCAUAAGCGCGUGGAAGUUUAAAGUCUCACAACACACAAGAACAACAACACACACUUAUACAGUUAGAUUUUUAAAAAAAUGAUGAUGAAAAUAAGGAAAAUUUAUUGAUAGAAACAAAAAAAAAAUUAAAUAAAUUAAGUGAAAUUUAAAUAAAUAAAGAUAAUUCCAUGCUUCUUCCGCGUGGAAGUUCAAAAACAUAAGUUGAACAGAUGAGAUUAAAAAUAAAUUAAAGAUUUAAAAAUUGUGAAAAACGCGUUAAAAAUGAAGAAAAUAAAUGAGAUGACAAACAGCUGUAAUUGAACAUUUUAAAAGUGGAAACUUCCGCGCUGAUGCGAGGUUUAUUUAAAAUAGCUGGGAAACACUGGUGAAAGUGAAAAGUUAAAAAUUUAACUGAAAUUCUGUUGUUUUUGCAUCAUUUUUAAAAGUUUAAGUUUGUGUUCAUUAAUUUAUUAACGUAUUUUAAAUUUUCGAAUAAUGAAAAAUGAGAAAUUUACAUCGCAGGAGUGGAAGUUUGAGGUUACUUGGGUUUGGUGUUGUUAAUUUAAGAAUUUGGACAGGAAAUAAUUGGCAUUUAAAAGAAACUAUAAGAACUGAAGCCGUUUAGAUACUGAAGAGAUAGCAUGAUUGAAAGUUAAAAGAUGGAACUUAAGGAGAAGCUAUCUGGAUCAAAUUCAAGAUACCGAACUUAAAAAGGAGCUCCCAAAACCAAAUAAGCUCAAACAUGCUCGCCAAUUUUCCCAAAAUUCAUUAUUUUUACAAACGUAAUAUUGAAGAAUCUAGAAGAGAUUCAAGUCAUCAACAUUAAACAUUAAAUGUCUGUAAAGUACUUCAAACCAAAACAAAAAAUCGUUAUAAAAAAAGAAUUCGUUAAACUUUUUUUCAUAUUAAAAAGCUUUCUAAAACUUAAGAGUCCUUAAAACAACAAACAUUUUUCUAGCAAUUUACAUUUAAGUUAAGUUAGUUAUUAAAAAAUUCAUUUCGUUUUCCCCAAAAAACCAAAAAAAUAAAAAUAAAGAAUACAUCAACACCCAUAUUUGCGCGUGGAAGUUAGCAAAAAAAAUUAAAGAAUGAGAAAAAAAGAUGAAAAAAAAUUGUUGUCUAUCCCACCUUUUACUAGAUUUAUGAAAACCAAACCAAAAAAAAAAACAUAAACAGAUAAUAAAAAAAAACUUAAUAAUAUUAACUUAAAUGAUAAAUAAGAAUAAAAAUGGAAAAUUUUGUUUAUUUUUCAUUUAAAUGUUGGUAUUAUUUGAUUUGGAUUGAGGGAUUUUGAGAUUAGGUUUGGCUGGUUUUGAGGUUAUAAUAGGGAAUUCAAAGGUUAUGAACUUCAAGUUAACCGAAGAACAUCUGUGACUGACACAAGCGACUGUUUAGAGACAAAUCGACUAAGUUUUAUAAGUUAUAAGUAUAAUAACUUUAUACAUAUAAGAUUCAAAUUUAACUAGUCAACCCCUUUAUAACCUCAAAAUGUCGAUGGCUUAAAAACUAGCCAGAAAUACCAAAAAUAAAAUCAAACCUAACCUCAAAAUUCAAAAAAGUUCAACAAUUUUUGUGUAUUAAACUAUAAAUUUUUCUAAAAUCUAUAAACUCAACGCAGAAUCAAAAAUAAACCUAAAUUAAUUUCCAUUUAAAUAAUUAAACGUUCACCCUUACAUCCACUUCCACAUCCUAUUUCCACUUUCUAUGAUGAGAACACACAAAAAAGUAAGAAAACUCAUUAAUGACAUGUGUAUUCACAUCCUAAUAGGUAGAAAAUUAUAUAAAAUAUAUGAAAAGUGAAAAAAUUGAGAAAUUUAAAUAAAAAAUUUAUUAUAAGAGGAUAAAAAAUCAAGUAGGAAAGUCACCUUAGGUGGAUGAUUAAAGCGCAUUUUCUUGGAAAUUUUCUUGCUAAGAAGAUUUGUGUUCAAAAUCAAUAAAAUGCGAUGUUUUAUGUUGAAAAUUCAUUUUAUAGGAAUAAUAUAGAAAAAAAUACGCUUAAAAUUCAAAUUUUCAUAGAUUCAAAUGUCAUGGGUCACUCCGUUAUCUUAAAAUGUCAAAUUUUACUCGAAAAUUUCCAAAAACUUACGCAUCAAAUCAUCUGAAAAUCGAGACAUCAAAAACCGCCAUUUUCAACUGCUAUAAUGAUAAAGAAAAAAACAUUAAAUACUGUUAAAAAAUUAUAAGAAAAAAAAAGUUUGAAUAGAGGAAAAAAAAUUCAUUUAUUUCGCCUCGACUUAGAUUUCAAUGAACAUAAAAAAAUAAGAGUAAUUAUAAUGAAAUAAUAAACAACUCGAUAACAUUUCUGUGCUUCGUUUUGCGAUUUUAUUAAGGAACAAAAAACAAAAAAAAAGAUGAAAAUUUUUAUAAAAAUAAAUGAAAUUAAACAAAAAAAAAUUAUUAUGAAAAAGUUUCUUCUCUGUGUAAAGUUAUGAUUAGGUUCAUUUAUGGUGGGGUUUUAGGGUCAAUUUAGAGUUUUUUUGAGGUUAUGAUAUUGUUUUUGUGGUUAGGUUAGAGUUUAAUGUUAAAAAAUUUCGAACCUAAUCUUCAAUUUCAAUGUUAAGUUCAAAAUUGAACCUAAACAUCAAAAACUGAACUCCACGUUCAAUAAUUGAACCGCAAGAUCAAAUUUUGAAUUUUCCCUCAAAAAAUUACAGAAAAUAUCUUAAAAUCCCACAAAAUAUACUAAAAUAAUUUUUUUACCAAAAGUGGAAAAUUAUAAAUUAUAACUAACCUUAAAAGUGUCGAAAAAAAUCCAAAAUUCACAAAAUUUAAAAACAGAGAAUAAUUAAAGUUCAUUUUGUUGCGUUUAAAAAAUUUAAGACUAUUUAUGCGAGAUUAAUAAGGGAGUGAAUCUUGUUUCUGUUAAACAAAAAAGAAGUAAAAAGUUAUUAUGUAUAAAAAGAGAGAAAAUAAAUUUUUAAUAAAAAUGGAAGCUUCUCUGUGUUGCCUUAUCGAUUCCCCUGCUUAUUACACAAAAAAUGAACAAAAAACCGAUAAAAAUUAAAUUUUUGACAAAAUGGACAAAAUUUUAGACGUGUUUUUGGUUCUCAAAAUUUUUCUUGUUUUCCUUUUUUUUUUAAAAAAAAAGCUCCCAAUUUAAAUUGAGAAAAGGUUGAUGAUAAAGUUCAAAAAUUGAACUUUGGAUUCAUAAAAUUAAAAUAAAAAUUAUGUAAAAAAAUUAUAAAACGAUAUAUUUACCUCGUUGUUUGGAGAGUUUUGUAUUGAAAUUAAAAAAUCUAUUUAAAAAAAUUUCACAAUUAUUUCUAAAAAUCGAUCGAAAAAAAAAUCCUCUUAAAAUUAAUUUUUCAAAAUUUUAAUGAAAAAAAAAUCUUUUUGGCAAUCUAUCCCAUGCAUAUACUUAAACAAAUUAACUUAGUUAAGGAACAAAAAUAAAGCAAAAAUGAGAAUGAAACGUGUUAAGUUAAAAAAAUAAAAAAAAAAUCUCUUCUAAAAAUAUUUAAAAAAUAAGAAACAAAAAUAUCUAAAAAAAAUUCUACUUUUUCUAUCGUAUGGUUUAAUUUAUUAUAGCUUUUUUGAAUUGAAACUAUUGAGAAUGAAGAAAAGAACACAAAACAUUAAAGGUAAAAAUUUUCAUGAACAUAAUGUGAAUGAACAAAAUAUGAAAUUAUUUAUAGGGAUGAUUUUUGGUGGUUUGAAUUUUUUUGUUUGAAAUAUUUAACAUAUUUUUGAAAUUUGAAAUCCUGAAAAAUUAAUUUUGUAUAUUGAGGUUCAGAUUUUGAACCUCACCUAAUUUUAAAAUUUUAAUUUUUGUCCCAAAACUUGCCAUUAAACGUGUUCAACUUUUUGAAAUUCCCGUUAAAGAUUUCAAAUUAGAAAAGUUAACAAAUCUGAAAAUAUUUAUCAGAAUUUAAGAGAAUAUUCGAUAGUUUUUCAUGGCACGUUUCAAACGUUACCCAAUUCCAAAAUGUCUUAUUUGCCCAUUCUUGUACUUAAUUUUGAGAAAAAAAUUUAUUUUUAACUUCAAAAAUCUGUUGAAAAUUUCAAAUAAAAAAUUCAAAUCAAAAAAUCAAUAAAAUUUAAACAAAACCAAAAGAAACAUUUCACAAUUUGUAAAGAGAAAGUAAAAAUAAAUUAAAAUUAAAUAAAACCAAAAAGAACAUGAAAUUUAAAACAUGAAAAAAUAAAAUAAUAAUAAAAAAUUAACAAAAAAAUCUCAUCUUAAUUUAAUAAAAAAAACAUAAAAACAUGAAAAAAUUCUCUAUUAAGGAAAAUGAAACAAAAACAUAGAUUUUACCAAAAAAAAAGAAACUAAAAUAAUGAUAUAAAAGAGGAGAAGAUGAAAAAUUAAAAACAUAGCGAAAAUUGAUAAAAUCGUUAAUAAAAUUUAAAAUGAGAAAAAAUGU
Messenger RNA from Chironomus riparius, 10568 nucleotides. The record is from the annotation of a GenBank genome assembly. Lineage: Eukaryota; Metazoa; Arthropoda; Insecta; Diptera; Chironomidae.